This is a messenger RNA of Salmo salar (Atlantic salmon), 5879 nucleotides long. It is a transcript of the gene srebf1, whose product is annotated as sterol regulatory element binding transcription factor 1. The record is from RefSeq and is a predicted model, not a curated record. Gene Ontology annotation, biological process: regulation of transcription by RNA polymerase II. NCBI's taxonomy places the organism in Eukaryota, Metazoa, Chordata, Actinopteri, Salmoniformes, Salmonidae. Gene Ontology annotation, molecular function: protein dimerization activity; RNA polymerase II cis-regulatory region sequence-specific DNA binding; DNA-binding transcription factor activity, RNA polymerase II-specific. Gene Ontology annotation, cellular component: nucleus.
CUGUUACUAGCUAGCUAAGCAUGUGGAUCCUCAAUGAGCACUGUUUAGCGUGAGAAGUGUGCCUCUUGGGCAUCAAUAUGAAGACAGAAGAAGGCACUAUUUCACAGAUCAAUAACAGAGUUUGAGUUUACCUCACUGGAAUUAUUGCAAAUGUAGCUAGAUACACAAACAUCGAUUUAAGUGGAAAUCGUAAGUUUUUAGCCACAGUGAGUUAGCUAACCAUAACGAGACAGCAAAAAUGAACUUGUCUUUUGACGAUCAGUCACUGGAUAAUCUGGAUCCAACCAUAUCCCUAAAUGACCCCAGCGAUAUUGACACGGCUCUGCUCAAUGACAUUGAUGACAUGCUGCAGCUCAUCAACAACCAGGACAUGGUGGAGUUCAACCAGGACAUGGCGGGUCUCUUUGACCCCCCUCAGUUCACAGGGGUCACCCCUACCCAGGACCUCCCUGCCCUCGGCCUGCCCCACUCCAUCCCCUCCCCUCCAUCCACCACAUCCUCCUCCAUCCUGAGCAGCAGCCCCCACCUUGAUGCUCUCCUGGGGCCCCCCAUCAUCCGCAGUUCCUCCCCCCCAGACAAGGCCUUCCACCCCCCCACCUUCCAGCAGUCGCCCCUGGCCCAGGUCACCACCUCCACCCCUGUACCACUACCCAGGCCGCAGCCGCAGCCAGCUCCCCAGCAGGGCUCUCCAUCAGCCCAGGCUGCUCAGGGUCUCAGGCAGCCCAAGGUGGACCUGCCCCUGCCGGUCCUCUCCCCUCCAGCCCCUGUUCCAGUCCAGUUUCCUCCCCCAGCCUCCUCCCCCCAUACUGUACCCGGCCAGAGCCCUGUGUCCAGCGCUGCCCCCCAAGCCCUGUUCACCUCUCCUGCCCCCCAGCAGCCCCAGGCCCACGCCCAGCAGAUCCGGAUUAACUACAGCACCCAAAAUGGCUACAAAGCUGUCAAUCAUCAAGGAGGCCCCGCCCAGCCCAUGGUCAGCCUGUCGUCGUCCCCUUCCGGUGUUCAGCCAAUGGCCAUCCAGGCUCUGACCACCACGGCCCCCCUCCUGACCACCUCAGCAAGCCCCCCAGCUCAGACCAUCGCAUCACACCACAUUCAACAAGUGUUGCUCCAGCCCCAGUUUAUCAAGGCUGAGUCUCUGCUGCUGACCACCUUGAACCGUGACCCCUGUAUGGUCACUACUGUGGCCUCUCCAUGCAUCACCUCCCUGGCCACCACCACAUCCCAGAGCACCCACUCACUGCAGGCUCUGAUGAGUGGUGGUACCUUCCUGACCACAGUGCCAGUGAUGAUGGACUCUGACAAGCUGCCCAUCAACCGUAUCACAAUCAGCAGUAAACCUAUGGGCCUGCCCCCCAAGGGCGAGAAGCGCACCGCCCACAACGCCAUCGAGAAGCGCUACCGCUCGUCCAUCAACGACAAGAUCCUUGAGCUUAAAGACCUGGUGGCCGGGACUGAGGCCAAACAGCUCAACAAGUCGGCAAUUCUGAAGAAGGCGAUAGACUACAUCCGCUACCUGCAGCAGUCCAACCAGAAACUGAAAAAAGAGAACAUGGCCCUGAAGAUGUCUGCCCAGAAGAACAAGUCUCUGAAGGACCUGGUAACCAUGGAAGUGGACGGCCCACAGACGGACGUAAAGAGCGAGCUACCCACCCCUCCGCCAUCCGACGUGGGCUCUCCCACCUCCUACUCCCACUGUGGCAGCGACUCAGAACCCGACAGCCCCAUGGGGGAGGACAGCAAGCCGGCGGUCAAUCUGAUGGACACGUCCUCGUCCACCCCGGGCAGUGCUGGCAUGCUGGACCGCUCCCGCAUGGCGCUGUGCACAUUCACCUUCCUCUUCCUCUCCCUCAAUCCCCUGGCUGCCAUGCUGUGUGGAGGGAUGGGCUCCAGCACCACCGCUAACAACCACGCAGUGCAUCCUGGGACAGGCAGGAACAUGCUGGGCCUAGACAACGCAGCUGACUCGUGGGGCUGGAUGGACUGGGUGCUACCCACUCUGUUGGUGUGGCUGCUGAAUGGUGUGCUGGUGGCUGGGGUUCUGGUCAGAGUGUUGGUCUAUGGAGAGCCAGUCACCAGGCCCCACUCUGGAUCCUCCGUGCUGUUCUGGAGGCACCGCAAGCAGGCAGACCUCGACCUGGCACGGGGAGACUUUGCCCAGGCCAGUCAGAACCUGUGGACCUGCCUCAAGGCCCUGGGUCGCCCCUUACCCACCUCUCAGUUGGACCUGGCCUGUGCUGCCCUGUGGGCCCUGCUCCGCCUCUGCCUCCAGCGGCUAGGGGUGGGUCGCUGGUUGGCUGCCAGGGCCGGGGGGCUCCGCGCCAGGGGGCUCCGGGAGGAUGCGUGCAAGAGCAGCCGCGACGCUGCCCUGGUCUACCACCGCCUGCACCAGCUGCACAUGACCGGUAAACUGGGCGGUAGCCACCUGUCUGCGGUUCACAUGGCUCUGAGUGCUGUAAACCUGGCAGAGUGUUCAGGCUCCUGCCUCCCCGUGGCCACGCUAGGAGAGGUCUACGUCUCCGCAGCCCUACGAGUCAAAGCCAGCCUACCCAGACUCCUUCACUUCUCCUCCCGUCUGUUCCUGAGCAGUGCCCGCCAGGCGUGUCUCUCCUCCAGUGGCAGUGUCCCCCCGGCCAUGCAGUGGCUCUGUCACCCUCUGGGCCACCGCUUCUUUGUGGACGGGGACUGGGCCGUCCGCAGCACCCCCAAAGAUAGCAUCUACAGCCAGGCAGGGAACACAGUGGACCCUCUGGCCCAGGUGACACAGGCCUUCAGAGAACACCUGUUGGAGAAGGCUCUGUACUGUGUGGCCCAGCCCCGGGGGGAGAAGAGCCCCAGUGAUGGAGAGGGGGAGUAUGCAGAUGCUCUGGAGUACCUUCAGCUGUUGACUAGUGCAUCAGACGCCGCCGGAGCCAACACCCAGUCCUUCGCCAUCGGAUCCAACAUGGCUACCGUCACUGGCUGUGACCUUCAUUCCAAAUGGUGGUCGUCGGUUGCCGUGGUGAUCAUUAACUGGCUCCAAGGAGACGACGCAGCGGCCGAGAGACUGUACCCCGCCGCCGAGCACCUGCCCCGUAGUCUACAGACUGCAGAGAGUCCGUUGCCCAGGGCGUCUUUGAACACGUUCCGAGGGGUGCGAGCCAUGCUGACCAAACCAGAGAACUGUCAGCUGAGUCUGAGCCACAGUGAGAAGGCCAGCGGCCUGCUGAGAGACAGCCUCAACCUGGGACCACACUGUCACAGCAGCAGCCUAGACAAGGUGGUCCAGUUGCUGCUGUGUGACCUGCUGCUGGUGAUGCGGACCAACGUGUGGCGUCUGCAGCAGAGCUCCAGUCCCGGGGGUCUCUCCUUGCAGGCCUCCCCGGCCGAGCUGCACGGCUUCCAGCAGGACCUCUCCUCCCUCAGGAAGCUGGCCCAGAGCUUCAGGCCCGCCAUGCGCAGGUUGUUUCUUCAUGAGGCAACCGCCAGGCUGAUGGCUGGGGCCAGUCCCACGCGAACACAUCAGCUCCUGGACCGUUCGCUCAGACGCAGAGCCACCCCCGGAGCCAAGACGGAGGAGUGUGAGAUGCGUCCUGGCCAGAGGGAGCAGGCUGAAGCGGUGAUGUUGGCGUGUCGCUACCUGCCCCCCUCCUUCCUGUCGGCACCGGGCCAGCGGGUGGGCAUGCUGGCGGAUGCAGCCCGGACACUGGAGAAGCUGGGGGACAAGCGCACCCUCCACGACUGCCAGCAGAUGAUCAUUAAGCUGGGCAGCGGCACUACUGUCACCUCUGCCUAGACUAUACAGAGCGAGGCAGAGAGACCAGCCCCCCCCCCCCACACACAUACACACACAUGGAUGAAGGAGGUUUUUGGCAUUUGGCCUGCAGCUGACAAACAGACAUACAGACAGUCUAACUAGACAUUGAGAAUCAUAUCAGGCAUACAGACAGACGAAUAAACACACCUGACAGUUACCUGCCAUUAGUUUCAUAUCACCUGUCAGUAGACAGCUCUCAGAGUGACAGUUUAGCAGGGGAGGACUUCACCCCAGUAAAGUGUUGCUAUUGACAUUGUUGACAUGAUCUGUCAUGUAAGCUAGUCGUCAUCAUCCAGGAUAUAUAGGUUCACAUUUCUGUUUCUUUUCUAUUCCCCUGCGUGAAAUGCACUGUAGUGGCGGAGUGUGUCCACUGGGUGGGGUUCUGGCGCCCUCUGCAGGACUGUGAAGGUGUGAUGGCUGGGAGUGUGUGUGCGAGCAAGAGAGGGUGAGAGGAAGGGGAAAGGUUUUUACCUGCAGUUAUACACUACUAGCCCCAUGUUUUGAUUGGACGAUGCACCUUACAAAGCGAAGCACUCUGUUGUGAUUGGUGUGUUUAGAGAGUGGCUGUCUCUGAUUGGCUGCGGUGGGAGGAGCAAACUGCGUUGGGACAGACUGGUCUUUUUGAGGAGCACAACAUUUCAGAAAAGAAAUAGAAAUAUAUCGUGUAGAGCAGACGGGUUUCUCUAUCAUGUUGAAAAGAGGACCAUGACAGAGCUAUACAUUGUUUCUAUCUGCGAUGGUCUGAAAUGUUGCAUCUCUGUCACGUCUUUUAAUCUGCACUGGCCCAGAGGGGCUGUAUUUGAGGAGUUCUGUAAUAUUGUGGCUUUUCCUUUUCAUAUUAUUUUCUUUAUUGUUGUUGCUGUGUAUAUAUUUUACAGUGUAUUUAUAAUCUGUCUGAGAUUUGUUCUGUUGAUCAGUAUUUUCCAUUGUCUGGGUGAUCAUUAUUACUUUCCACCCUCAUUGUGUAGCAUAGGCAGAGGCUUGGGGUCCAAUGGGGAGUAUGGAUGCGUCCCAAAUGGCACCCUAUUCUCUAUAUGGUGCACUACUUCCUAUGGACCCUAGUCAAAAGUAGUGCACCACAAAAGGGAAUAGGGUGCCAUUUGGUAUGUGUUACUUACCAACUAUGGCAACAAACAUAGGUUAAGUGUAUCAAAAAAGGGGACAGUGUCCAUGUUCUUUUGUGGCAAAGGAGGGUCAAAGACCAUUCAAUAUUGUCAUCAGACUCAUGUGAGCGUUUGCACUAUUGCGCAAGGUGUGUGCUGCCAUUAUGAUGAUAUCGGAAAGAGUUGGAGGUGUUGAGUCCUCGAGCGAUAGGCUCCAGUCUAGGGUUGAGCCGCCGGGCCACCCAUAACAGAACAUUGACUUUAAUGGGAAUGUCCAUUCUAGUAAUUAUAUUUCUAUGGUGGUGACCCCCCCCCUCCCCAAAGUCACUCCGUUCAAGACCAAUAGCUUACAAAUGAGUCCGAGUCUCAUCUAGUAUUUCUAGAUCUCAUGAUUUAAUAUACUCUUGUUAAUAUCAUCUCUUCUUCAAAAGAAGGCCUGUAGCGAGGCUGCCACACCCUCCUGUAGUCAGGCCCCUGGGUCCUGUUCAUUAGGCCCCAAAUGGAAGAAAAUGGGUUGUUCUUGUCCAAUAAGAAACUGUAAUUUUUGUUUUCCGUUGCAAAACGUUUUUAAAACGUGUGCUCCUUUUGAACAGGACCCAUAUGUUAAAAAGACAGAGUGAAAGAGUUUUGUGUGUGUGUGUGUGUGUGUGUACAACCCUGUUCCAGAACCACAGUUUUUGUUUUCAGAAGACUGUAAAACCCGUUUUGGUUCUUUAGCAUGCUUUUGUUGUUUAUCCCAGGACAUGCUAGUUUCUAAUGGUGUAUCAUUGUAAAUGACUGGCUGAGGGACACUGGACUGAUGAUUCCUUCCCAGUGUGUUGGGUCAGUCUGUGGUGUGACUGUUAAAUCAUCACAACCACAUCUCAACAUGUAGUGUUAUUAUGUUUCUUAAUCAACAUAUUCUUUCCUUCCCUGGCUUUCUCCUUCUUUGCUCAUUGGUUUAUUCCUGGAUAUGUAAAUAAAAAUACAAUUUUGUAACGAAA